Molecule: messenger RNA, 1409 nt
Organism: Entelurus aequoreus (snake pipefish)
Lineage: Eukaryota; Metazoa; Chordata; Actinopteri; Syngnathiformes; Syngnathidae
Product: signal-transducing adaptor protein 1-like
Exons: 8
Coding region: 78-1157 (359 amino acids)
Biological process (GO): positive regulation of B cell receptor signaling pathway; cell surface receptor protein tyrosine kinase signaling pathway
Molecular function (GO): signaling adaptor activity; protein kinase binding
Source: RefSeq, a predicted model, not a curated record
GAGUCCAUGGCUAUUUUCAGGACCAGCACCAGGAAACAAGCACCAGUAAAAACAAAAAAGAAGGAGUACCUGGGAGCAUGUCUGUGCCGGCCAGGGUGGUCCACAUGAGGCGGGCUACCAUCACCGCUCUGCCGCUCUACUACUCAGGACCCCUGCUGAAGAAACUGUGCAGUGAGACGGACUACAAGAAGUUCUACGCAGAACUGCGCGGGGACGCUCUGUUUCUGUACAAAGAUGAAACGCAGGACACAUACACGGAGAAGCUAAACCUGCAGGAGAUGAAGUCCAUGCACUUAGAGUCUCCGUAUGAGAGGAAGAUGCCCACCGUCUUCACCCUCACUUUGGCCACACAGAAGGUCCAUUUAAAGAUGGACAACCCUGACACAGGAGAGGAGUGGAGGGUUUACAUCCAGACCAUGGUUCAAAAGGAGAUUCCCAGCCAGCUGCAGCUGCUGCCUGGUCAGAAGAUGCUGCUGGAGGACGCUCUAUCUCAGGAGCAGGGGAGGAAGGCCCUGGCAAACACCCCCCCUGCACUACCGCCUCGACCCGCCUACCUCCGAGGACCCUCCGCAUCCCCGCCCCCACCAGACCACAGCAGCCCCGAGCAGCUCCCGUGCGUACUAACGUACCAACGCCAUGGCCGAUGUUUUAAACACACAUGUCCUCCGCUUCCUCUUAGAUGUUUCUUCAAUGUGACGCGACAGGAAGCGGAGCAGAUGUUGGAACAGAACCCGGAAUAUGGAAGCAUCAUCCUGCGCCCCUCGGCCUUGGCCAAGAACUACGCCCUCACGCUGAGACAAGUCACAGCCAGUGGGCCCGUCAUGAGGAACUACCGGCUGACCUGCACUAAAUCGGGAUUCAUCAUUCAACUGGAAACAUCAGUGAUAGUCUCUUCCCUGAGUGACGUAUUGGAAUAUUUCCUUGAGAAGACAGAAUAUCGCCUUCAUCCUUACACGCCGUGUGAAACCUACAACACUUUUAUUGAGAUGACACCCCCGCCUGAGCGCGUCACCAUCCCUUCCCGAGCAGCUAAAAGCGUACCCAAAGCUGAAGUGGGGCCCAUGGUGUGUUCAGGGACCAAGCCCGGGGAAGGCGAAUAUGUGGUUCCUGAAGAACACCAAUUGAAUAAAAAAAAAGGUGUGAAUGAGAGAAUAUGAGAAACAGCACAGUAAAUGUUUUGGAGCGAUCAAUAUUUUUUAGCCUCAGAUGCAAUUUGAUACUUUGACAAUAGAUAUUAGAAGUGUUUGAUAGCAAGUAACUGAAGUAAACACAAUAGCACAUAUUUUAAUCUUAUUGAAUGCAGAACUUGCUAGUAUUGUUGUAAGUCAGAUAACAUAAUACAUUUGUGGUAUUGAAUGCUACAUACAUUUUUUUUUUUUUUUACAAAAUAAAGUGACUAGUGAACAAUU